Molecule: messenger RNA, 811 nt
Organism: Daphnia carinata
Lineage: Eukaryota; Metazoa; Arthropoda; Branchiopoda; Diplostraca; Daphniidae
Exons: 2
Coding region: 79-681 (200 amino acids)
Biological process (GO): innate immune response; regulation of Toll signaling pathway; central nervous system formation
Cellular component (GO): extracellular region
Molecular function (GO): Toll binding; growth factor activity
Source: RefSeq, a predicted model, not a curated record
ACACGUCGUCUAUUUCAGCCGAUUUUCAACUCUCUUCUUUUUCUGGAAAGCCAUCCGAACAAUCACAAGUUCACUAUUAUGUCUGCAUCCUACCACUUCUUGAUCUUCAGUUUGGGUGUUGUGGCUGUAAUGGGAAACAAUUACAAGGCGCCUUACCAUCAACCCAAAUACGAGCCAGAGAUCCCUGCCUGUUCCAAGAACACAACCAAGAACUGGUGCCUGGAGGAUUCCGAAUAUCCGGCCUACGAAAUCGUUUACGAGCUGGACAAACACUACGAAGCCGUUGUGGCCCUGUACAAGAACGUCGUCGCCGAAACGUCAAAUUCUGUCGAUACCCUCAGCAAACUGGAAGAGGAGACUUAUCUGUGCCCGAGCGAAACUUCUUACGUGCAGCCACUGCGUGCAGUCAACACCAAGGGCAAAUGGCGUGUCAUCAUCAACAAAGUCGAAUCCUACGGCAUCAAAUACGAUCAACACGCCCGCAUUGAAGAAUGUGAGGAUGAUGCUGCUGGAAAGGCCUGCCCUUUAGUGCCCACCUGUUACGAGUCGAAAUGCCUGCAAAAGAGCAUCUACCACCGUUUCCUCGUCUACGAUCCCACUGAUUAUUACUUCCCAUUCGCCAUUGAAACUUUCAAAUUGCCCGCAUCUUGCGCCUGCUUCGUUGGAGCUUUCAAACUUUAAAGACUUUUAUCAUUUUAAAAAUCUUUUCCCAGUUACCUCAUCCUGAACAGGUGAACGAUUCACGGUAACGCACAAAAGUUGGCAGUAGUAUCAACAUCCAAAUGAAACCAGUCCCUCAUCAACCCAAUUC